AUGGCUACUUCAACAUCAUUCGUUUUCUCUAAUCUCUCCAUCUUCUUCCUCGUGAUGGCUACAACCAAUGGUCAGGCUCCAGCUCCAACCCCUUCAGGUCCAACCAACAUAACCGCAGUCCUUGAAAAAGCCGGCCAAUUCACAAUGUUUAUAAGACUCCUCAAAAGCACGCAAGCCUCAGACCAAAUCAACACUCAGCUCAAUUCUUCUUCAAGCCAAGGCCUAACCGUCUUUGCCCCCACCGAUAACGCCUUCAGCAGUCUCAAAUCAGGAACACUGAACUCAUUAUCCGACCAGCAAAAGGUUCAGCUUGUUCAGUUCCAUGUCCUUCCUACACUCUUGACCAUGCCUCAGUUUCAGACCGUUAGUAACCCCUUACGCACGCAAGCUGGUGAUGGCCAAAACGGUAACUUCCCUCUUAACAUCACCAGCUCCGGUAACCAAGUCAACAUCACCACCGGAGUUGUGAGCGCCACCGUGGCUAACUCUGUCUACAGCGACAAGCAGCUCGCCAUUUAUCAGGUCGAUCAGGUUUUGCUGCCGUUGGCCAUGUUUGGUUCAAGCGCGGCUCCUGCUCCGGCGCCUGAGAAAGGCGGCGGCUCCGUUUCGAAAGGUUCACCUUCCGGUGGCGAUGAUGGAGGAGAUUCCACUGAUUCAUCUGAUGCAGAGAGAACCGGAUUCGGUUUAAUCGCCACCGUAGCAGCCAUUGCUGCUGCUUCUUCUCUGUGGAUAUAA
Microthlaspi erraticum is the source of this 735-nucleotide messenger RNA. The record is from the annotation of a GenBank genome assembly. Lineage: Eukaryota; Viridiplantae; Streptophyta; Magnoliopsida; Brassicales; Brassicaceae.